AUGGAGAACUUCCGUUGCAACUAUUUAGCACUGAUCAUCUUUCUUGUACUGCCAGUUUGUUUCUUUGCAUUGGAGACGACAACAUCAGCAAGAACAGAAGCUGAAGCUCUUCUCAAAUGGAAGAGCAGCCUGUUGAUGUUGUCUUCUUCUUCUUCUUCACUCAAUUCAUGGUCACUAUCCAACCUAAGAAACCUUUGUAAUUGGAGGGGGGUUGUCUGCAAUGGCGGUGGAUUUGUCUCUGAGAUCAAUCUUCCUUAUGCUCAUCUCUCUGGUACUCUUCACCACCUCAAUUUUACUUCUUUUCCCAGCCUCACUGGUUUCAACAUAAGUGGAAACAACUUCAAUGGAUCAAUCCCUCCUGCCAUCGGUGAUUUGUCCAACUUGCUAUUCUUGGACUUGAGCGACAAUACGUUUGAUGGAAUCAUACCGCCACAGAUUGGGAAGUUGAGGGAGCUUCAGUACCUCAACCUUUACAACAAUUCUUUUAGUGGAGUUGUUCCUUAUCAGAUUGGUAAUCUUCAGAAGGUAUGGUUCCUGGAUUUUGGAUUAAAUUAUUACUUGGAGGCUUCUGAUUGGUCUAAUGUUAAGAGUUUUCCUGUGCUGAGACAUCUUAGUUUCUCUGGGAAUGAAUUUGGACCAAGGUUCCCUGAUUUCAUACUGGGUUGUAGAAAUCUAACUUAUCUUGAUUUAUCUGAAAACAAUUUCAAUGGAUCAAUCCCUGAGUCAUUGUUCACCCGUUUGGAAAAGCUUGAGCAUCUCAAUCUUUCUGCCAAUACAUUUCUAAGACCUUUAUCACCUAACAUUGGCAAGCUAUCCAACCUCAAAUAUCUUGAUUUGUCGGCCAAUAAUUUUCAAGGACAAAUUCCAUCUGCUAUAGGUCAACUCAAAAAUCUUCGAGUCUUGGAUAUUAGCAGCAAUUACUUGAAUUCAAGUCUUCCUUCUGAGCUUGGCAGUUGCACUAACCUCACUCACUUGACUUUAGCUUUUAAUUCACUCUCUGGUCCACUACCUUCAUCACUGUCAUUUUUGACAAAGUUGUCCGAGUUAGACUUAUCAUAUAAUCUUCUUUCUGGUAAUAUUUCCCCUUAUUUUUUCUCCAAUUGGACCAAACUAACGUCAUUGCAACUUGCACGCAAUUCCUUCAAUGGGGGUAUUCCAUUUGAAAUUGGUUUGCUCACAAAUCUUGAAUACCUUUUCUUGGAUAGAAAUAAGAUUUCGGGCAGCAUUCCAACUCAAAUAGGAAACUUGCAAAAUUUGGUUGAAUUAAACCUUCAAGUAAACAAUAUCUUUGGUUCAAUACCUCAAACAAUUGGAAACCUUACAAGUCUCAAACUUCUUUUGCUUUUUGAUAACAAUCUCACAGGAACAAUUCCACCCCAUGUAGGAAACCUCCAGAAUUUGGUUGCACUAGACCUAUCACAAAACUGCCUCUAUGGUCCGAUACCUCAAACAAUUGGAAACUUGACUAACCUAGAUAGCUUAUUGCUUUCCACCAAUAAUCUCAUCGGAAUGCUCCCACCUCAAAUAGGAAAUUUGCAGAAGUUAACUAAUUUGUACUUGCCAGAAAACAACCUCUAUGGUCUAAUAUCUCAUACAAUUGGAAACUUGCAAAAUUUGAUUUUGCUAGACAUGUCAACAAACAAUCUCUCUGGUCCAAUACCUCAAACAAUUAGAAAUCUUACAAGCCUCCAAGUCUUAGACCUUUCCACAAACAAUUUCACAUCAAUGCUUAUCCCUUCAACCAUUUGCAAUUUACAUUCUCUCCAAACUUUGGUUUUGGCCAAUAAUUUAUUAAUUGGGUUAAUACCUCAAUGUUUGGGAAAUAUCAGCAAAGAUCUCUCUGUGUUAGAUUUGCACCGGAACCAAUUUCAUGGGCCAAUCCCAACAAGUUUUGAGGUUGGCAACUCCUUGGGCAGACUAAAUUUGCGUGAUAAUCAAUUAGAGGGAGCUAUGCCGCAAUCUCUAAUCAAUUGUAAAGAGUUGGAAAUUCUUGAUCUUGGGUAUAACAACUUGAGUGGUAUGUUUCCAAUGUGGUUAGGAACUCUUCCAAAUCUGAAGGUUCUUAGCUUGAGAUUUAACAAGUUGAAUGGUUCCCUAACAAGUAUGAGAAUUAAAAGCUCCUUGUUUCCUCAACUCCGUGUCUUUGACAUCUCUUACAAUGAGUUCACCGGGGAUUUGCCAGCAAGGUUUUUCAAGACUUUUAAAGCCAUGAAAAUUGUUAAUGAAGAUAGAAUGCCAAUGCCAGUGUACCUACUGAGCAGUUACUAUCGAGAUACAUUAUUGGUGGGAAUAAAAGGGCAAGAUAUUGAACUUGUUCAAAUACUACUCAGGUUUACUGCUGUUGAUCUCUCAUGCAACAAAUUUGAGGGCCAAAUUCCAUAUAGCAUCGGAGAUCUUCUUGCAUUACGUGAAUUAAAUUUAUCACAUAACAUGUUCACUGGCCACAUCCCAAUGUCUCUUGGAAAUUUAUCUGUGCUUGAAUCCUUAGACCUUUCUUCAAAUCAAAUUGGCGGAACAAUCCCUAGACGAUUGACUAGUAUUUUAUCUCUUGAAGUGUUGAAUCUCUCACAUAAUAAGUUAAUGGGAUGCAUACCUCAAGGCCCACAAUUCAAUACAUUUGAAGUCAAUUCAUUCCAAGGAAAUGAUGGAUUGAAAGGAAAACCUUUGUCACGAGGUUGUGGCAAUGACAUGACACCACAACUUCCAGCACCAAAGGAGCUCCACCAAGAAGACGAUUCAAGUUUUUUGAGCGGAUGCACUGUAAAAAUUGUAGCAAUAGGGUACGGUUGUGGUAUUCUUUUUGGAUUAUUCAUGGGAAGUCUCAUGUUCCUAACUGGAAAGCCAGAAUUCAUUGCAAGGUUUUUUGAAGAAGAAGCAUGCAAACUAGCAAUGAAGAUCAAACGAAGAAGAUCAACAAUAAGGAGAAGAAACUAG
This is a messenger RNA of Ipomoea nil (Japanese morning glory), 2934 nucleotides long. RefSeq names its product receptor-like protein 12. The record is from RefSeq and is a predicted model, not a curated record. NCBI's taxonomy places the organism in Eukaryota, Viridiplantae, Streptophyta, Magnoliopsida, Solanales, Convolvulaceae. The transcript has a single exon. Bases 1 to 2934 code for a protein of 977 amino acids. Gene Ontology annotation, molecular function: protein binding.